Fusarium sp. VM40 is the source of this 918-nucleotide messenger RNA. NCBI's taxonomy places the organism in Eukaryota, Fungi, Ascomycota, Sordariomycetes, Hypocreales, Nectriaceae. The record is from the annotation of a GenBank genome assembly.
AUGCGUGUCCAUACCACCCUAGGUCCGCUAAUUCUCAGCGCAGGUCUUUGCGCCGCUCGCGCUUGCGCUCCGCAUCCCCGAUCAACAACAACAUUAUCAUGGACCAGCGAAACAGCUACUUCAACGGCGAUAGGAUCUACCGCUACCGAGAUUGCAACGACUGCCUCUGGCCUCACUUCUGAAGAGACUACGAUCGUCACCGAGUAUGAUACCGCCAUUGAAUCCUCCCUGACGAUAUUGAGUUCAGCUACGGAGACGUCAACUGGUGAAACGUCAGCUUUUGAGACGACAACUGCUGAAGCUUCGAUAUCAACCGUUCAGGCUUCGACGUUAACGAUUGAGGCUUCGACGUCUGCCACUGAGGCACCAACCCGCACAACCGAAGACUCAACGACUACUACGACAUCUCCCGCCCAGAGCGUACAGAGUCCGCCAAACGGCGAUUUCGAAGACCCUACCCUUGAGCCAUGGGUGUCUACAGGAACCACAGCAGUUCUGGCCCAGGGAGGUUACUGCUACGAGAAGAACCAGUGCGCGAGACUUCCAGGACCCUACAGCGGAAACACCGCCAAAAUCUGCCAGAGCGUCGGAAUCGACCAGGGCUACGAGUACACUUUCUCGGCAUAUCUCAGGCAGAGCUGUACUUAUGACGCUGGAGAGUCAGAGCCCAUCGACUGCAACCCUAAUGUUAACUCGGUUCAACUGAGCAUCGAUGGGGCGGCAUUCGCUUCCUUUCCAGUUGACUGGGACAACCAGUAUCAUAAAUACUCCACCGUCUUCCGAUACACUGGCCCUGAUAUUGAAUCGACGGAUCUGUGCAUUUCUGCCAGCAUAACGCAGGGUAAUGCGUACGAGUUCUUUGUUGAUGCCGUUUCCCUUUUGCGUGGGGAUUCUGUGCCUGUUCCUGAGGAGUCAUAG